UAAAUGGAUGUGAUUUUUUCUCAGGAACCAACCAACCAUUGUAUUAAUCUGUUGAAUACCCGUUGACCGAGAACAUGCAUCUCUUCUUGUCUCUGCUUCUUUUAUCUGAAAUGACUCUUCUUUUUGCGCUUGUCUUCAGUUCUUCUAAGCUAAGGGAACUGAUAACGAAGAUGUUAGACAAAAUAGUAGAAGGGAAAGGUGGUGCGAUUUCAUUGCCUGUUGUGGCAACUUUGACUGUUGUUUUCAUCUCCAUGGUAUACGAUGCGAAAGGGAUAUGGACAGAAGAUGUUGUUCUUAAUGCUGCCGAUGAGGUUUUAAUGGUGAAUCUAGUUCUAAAAGCAACUCUAAUGGGGUUUGCUUUAUACCUUGCACUGCUUACAUAUGGAUUCCACAAAUAUAUCAAAGGAUCAAGACCAUGGGAGGCUGCUAAAGAGAAGAAUUAAAUCUAUAUAAAGCUUCGUACACCCAAAUAUUGCAAUAACCGAAAUGUUAGGACAUGAAGGUAGGAAGAUUCCUCUUCAUGGCCAAAUCAUUUAUACCUUGUUUACUUCCAAAUAACAGAAAUGUAGAGUAUAAACAUCCACAAUAAGACAAGGUCAUAUGUACUAAUAAAAUAAACAUAUACAACCUGCUUUUAGAUUUAAGUAUCUCUCUUUUUGCCCUGCAAUGUAAAAUUUGAACAUCAUCCGAUGAGCUAGUUAUUAUUACUAUCAUCGUUUCAGUGUGGCCUAAUGAUCUUUUGCGCAAUUGGAUAUCAUGAUUUAUGCAUAGAAA
Molecule: messenger RNA, 774 nt
Organism: Gossypium arboreum
Lineage: Eukaryota; Viridiplantae; Streptophyta; Magnoliopsida; Malvales; Malvaceae
Exons: 2
Coding region: 75-443 (122 amino acids)
Source: RefSeq, a predicted model, not a curated record